AUGGCAGCUAAUACCAAUAUCAGCACUGGAUCAAAGUAUGUUUCUAAAAAACCAAAAGUUAGAAAGAAUGUACAUCCAUUCACGAGUAAUACACGGACUAAGAGGGCCAGUAAAGUCAUAAAAUUUAAUGAUUCAGACGAGGGCGAUCAUGUUUCAGAACAACUUUUGAAGGAAAGAAAUACCGUUUCUUAUAAAUCGUUGAAAAGUCGGGCAAAUGAUUUACUUAAAAUGAGAGAAACACUUCCAGUUUAUCAACAUAAAAGUGAAAUAAUGUCAUACAUUGAAAGCAAUCCUGUUACCGUGCUUAUUGGUGAAACAGGUUCUGGAAAAUCAACCCAAAUUCCACAAUUCAUAUUAGAGCAAUUAUACGAUACAAAGAAGCAUGGAACGAUUGCUGUGACUCAACCUCGUCGUGUCGCAGCUAUCAAUUUGGCUACACGUGUUGCUCAAGAACAUGGUUGUAAAUUGGGUGACCAAGUAGGUUAUUCUGUUAGAUUUGACAAUACAACUACUACAAGAACAAGACUUAAGUAUCUGACCGACGGUAUGUUACUUAGGGAACUUAUGAUGAAUAGUGACCUCCGGGAAUACAGCGUCAUCAUCAUCGAUGAAGCGCAUGAAAGAACUGUGCUAACAGAUUUGAUAUUGGGGUUCUUGAAAUCCCUAAUGCAAGGACCAAGGCAAGAUUUGAGAAUAAUCGUUAUGUCCGCAACAUUGCAAGCCGAAAAAUUUAGUGAGUUCUUCAACAAUGCUCCAAUUUUGUUUGUAGAAGGAAGAAAAUUUGACGUCAAACAAUAUUACUUGAAGGCACCAACGGACGAUAUAGUAGACGCCGUCAUCAGGUGCUGUAUACAAAUAAAUCAAGGUGAAGAACUAGGAGAUAUCUUAUGUUUUUUGCCAGGUCAAGAAGAGAUUGACAAGGCGGUGACUAUAAUGGAGAAAAUUGCUAAAUAUGUUUCAGAUGAGACGCCAGUACCAUUAAUAGUCCCUUAUCCUUUAUAUGCUGCACUUCCUCCAGUUCAGCAAGCCUUGGUUUUUGCACCAAUAAAGGGUUUCAAGAGGAAAGUUGUCUUCAGUACGAAUAUUGCAGAAACAUCUGUUACCAUAUCCGGUGUUAAGUUUGUCGUCGAUUCAGGUCUUCGAAAAGUCAAAGUUUGGAGACAUCAGCUGGGAUUAGCGACUUUACUUACCGUACCCAUUUCUCAGGCAAGUGCUAUGCAGAGAAGUGGUCGUGCUGGUAGAGAAAGUGAAGGCAAAAGUUUCAGGCUUUAUUGUGAAUCUGAUUAUAUGAAACUGCCGAAGCAAAGUGAACCUGAGAUAGCCAGGAGUGACGUCACAUCUCCUGUGCUAAUGCUGAAGAGAUAUGGUGUUGAUGAUCUACUAAAUUGGACCUGGUUUGAAAACCCUGGUAAAGAGGCUAUAGUCAUGGGCCUUCAGGAACUUUAUGAAUUGGGUGCCCUUGACACUCGUGGAAAAAUAACAAAACGGGGUCAGCAAAUGGCUCUGUUACCGUUACAACCGCAUUUAAGUAGUGUCUUAAUUAAAGCCAGUGAAAUUGGCUGCUUGAGCCAAGUCAUUGAUAUUGUUUCCUGCCUCAGCGUAGAAAAUUUAUUAUUAAAUCCAUCACCGGAGGAAAGAGACGAGGUGAACGAGCGUCGUUUGUCCUUAUGCAACGCUGGUAAAAGGUAUGGUGACCUCAUUAUGCUGAAAGAGCUUUUUGAUAUUUAUUUCUACGAACUGGGGAAAAGUCAAGAUGCAAGUUCUGAAAGAAAUGACUGGUGCAAAGGGUUGUGCAUUUCAAUACGUGGGUUUAAAAAUGUGAUUCGCGUCAGAGAUCAGUUAAGAGUUUAUUGUAAACGUCUGUUCUCUUCAACAAGUGAAGAAAGUGAAGUCAAAAAGAUUGGUGAAGAUGGUGAGGUAAUUUCAAAGAUAUUGAAGUGUUUCUUAACUGGGUUUAUCAAAAAUACAGCUAUAGGGAUGCCAGACAGGUCUUAUAGAACUGUUUCCACCGGAGAACCGAUAAGCGUUCAUCCGUCAUCUAUGCUAUUUAUGAACAAAAGCUCUCCCGGUAUAAUGUACACAGAAUAUGUCUUUACUACGAAGGGGUAUGCCAGAAAUGUUAGUAGAAUCGAACUCUCAUGGCUGCAAGAAGUUGUCACUAAUGCAACCGCCGUGGCAAAGCAAAAAAUUUCUGAUUCAAAAUAG
Saccharomyces paradoxus is the source of this 2205-nucleotide messenger RNA. RefSeq names its product RNA helicase (gene DHR2). The record is from RefSeq and is a predicted model, not a curated record. Gene Ontology annotation, cellular component: intracellular anatomical structure; catalytic step 2 spliceosome. Bases 1 to 2205 code for a protein of 734 amino acids. NCBI's taxonomy places the organism in Eukaryota, Fungi, Ascomycota, Saccharomycetes, Saccharomycetales, Saccharomycetaceae. The transcript has a single exon. Gene Ontology annotation, molecular function: ATP binding; RNA binding.